Molecule: messenger RNA, 3585 nt
Organism: Coregonus clupeaformis (lake whitefish)
Lineage: Eukaryota; Metazoa; Chordata; Actinopteri; Salmoniformes; Salmonidae
Product: sestrin-1
Exons: 10
Coding region: 122-1771 (549 amino acids)
Biological process (GO): regulation of response to reactive oxygen species; cellular response to L-leucine; negative regulation of TORC1 signaling
Cellular component (GO): nucleus
Molecular function (GO): oxidoreductase activity, acting on peroxide as acceptor; L-leucine binding
Source: RefSeq, a predicted model, not a curated record
GUCCCACAGUUGCAAACCUGUGCAAAAAUAAUGUGAAUAAAGUAAGUGUUUGUGAAUGACACCCUUCGUUUGCUAGAUGUACUGAAAGCCUGCCAGGAGAAAUCAAGAGAAUCAGAAUAAGAUGGACAUCCAGGAUCAGGAUGCCACAGCCAGAUGGGAGGCUCUGGGCAGCCGCGACGCGAGAUCCAGAGGCGCAGCAAUGGAGCACAUCAGCCAGGAGGUGAUGCGGAGAGUGGAGAGUAUAGGGCCGAUACCAGGCGCAGUCCCCUCGCCUCUAGCUACUGCAGGGCACCCCACCAGCGACCUGAACGACAUCCUGGCCCGUCUACUCAUGCUGUCCAAGCGAUGCCCUUUCAUUGACGUCAAGGAGCGAUGUGUUUGGCUGCUGCAGAACGUCCAGGACUUAGGCGUUCGGAUCCCAAGAUCCCUGGGAAAUGGACCAAGUAGAUUUAUCCCUGAAAAAGAGAUCCUUCAAGUCAGUAAAGUAGACCCCAGGACACAAUCGAUAUUCGAGGACGCAUUUGCAGCACUGGGUCGCCUUGACAACAUCUCUUUGGUGAUGGGCUUCCACCCACAGUACCUGGAGAGCUUCCUGAGGACACAGCACUACCUGCUGCAGAUGGACGGGCCCUUAUCCCUGCACUACCGCCACUACAUAGGCAUCAUGGCUGCGGCCAGACACCAGUGCUCCUACCUGGUCAACCUGCACGUCAACGACUUCCUCCAGGUGGGAGGGGACUCCAAGUGGCUGAAUGGCCUGGACGGAGCCCCACAGAAGCUGCAGGCCCUCGGGGAGCUCAACAAGAUCCUGGCCCACCGGCCCUGGCUCCUCACCAAGGCACACAUCGAGCACUUGCUGAAGGCUGAAGAACAUAGCUGGUCCCUGGCUGAGCUGAUCCAUGCUGUGGUGCUCCUAACGAACUACCACUCUCUGGCCUCCUUUACCUUUGGCUGUGGCAUCACCCCAGAGAUCCACAGUAACGGGGGGCACACCUUCAGACCCCCCUCCCUCAGCCAGUACUGCGUCUGCGACAUCGCCAACGGCAAUGGGCACGGCCACCUGGAGGAGAGGAGAGGCAACCACCAGGUGUCGGAGGUGUCUGGUGAGGUGGAGGUGCUGAUGGAGAGGAUGAAGCAGCUUCAGGAGUGUCGUGAUGAAGAGGAAGCCAGUCAGGAGGAGAUGGCCACACGCUUCGAGAGGGAGAAGACAGAGAGCAUGCUGGUGGCCACGGCAGAGGACGAGGAGUGUGUGCCGUCCAGAGACGUGUCCAGGCACUUUGAAGACCCCAGCUACGGCUACAAGGACUUCUCCAGGAGAGGAGAACAUGUACCCACCUUCAGAGUGCAGGACUACAGUUGGGAGGACCACGGCUACUCCCUGGUGAACCGUCUGUACCCUGACGUUGGUCAGCUGUUGGAUGAGAAGUUCCAGAUGGCCUACAACCUGACCUACAACACCAUGGCCAUGCACAAAGACGUGGACACCUCCAUGCUCCGCAGGGCUAUCUGGAACUACAUCCACUGCAUGUUCGGCAUCAGGUAUGACGACUAUGACUACGGGGAGAUCAACCAGCUGUUGGACCGCAGCUUUAAGGUCUAUAUUAAGACCAUGGUGUGCAGCCCGGAGAAGACCACCAAACGAAUGUACGAGAGCUUCUGGAGACAGUUCCAGCACUCCGAGAAGGUCCAUGUCAAUCUGCUUCUUAUGGAAGCGCGCAUGCAGGCAGAACUGCUCUACGCUCUGAGAGCGAUCACCCGUUACAUGACAUGAAGUGCUUUUGGUGUUUUGUUGUUUUUUACUGUCAUUGUCUUUGCUGUUGUGGGACACAUCAGAAGAAAAAAACCAACGGGGGAAAACAGAAAAGAGAGGGAAGGACUGAAAGGAGCCCCGUCCGUCGCCACGAAGCUCGUCCUCGUGAUGUGGAAAGAAAAACGAACAGAACAAAUGAAAGAGAGAACAAAAAAAGCAAAUGAAAGAAGAAGACAAAAAAAGAACUGCAAAAAGAAAAGUCAUCUCAACCCACCUGUGGAAAGAUAAACUGUCCUCUUUACCCGCGGUGCCAAAACUCACCAUGAGGGGCAGCCUGGAGCAGACACUCUCUGCUGGGCCAGAGGAAAGAAACAGAAGACACAGGCCACCCUUCCAGUAUUCCAAUACACCUCAGUGGUUGAUGUCAAUAGAAUCUCCGUAUAGUGUGAAAACCCACAGUAAAUCUCCAGAAAGCAAAGCAGUGCACCAGUCUGCACUCGAUAAUAUAGUCACUGUUUUUUGUUUAAUAUAUUUUUAUUUAGGGUUUUUUUUGUAUUAAGAGAAGUUGUUAUCAUCAUGUGGUUGUUGUUAUUGCGGUAACUGGAGAUGAUGGAAGCAUUAUUCGGGCUGUGUGUUAAAAGUGUGCCUGGUUAUGUCAUACAGCACAUCAUAGGGUGUAGAGGUGAUGCCUGAUACUGCUGCUCAUGUAAGCAGGGGGUCAUAUUGACCCUCCAACCUCCCCCACCCCCUAAGAACCCACAGCAUUACCCCCCCUCCCCUUCCCCAAUACCCCCCACCCUGAAACUGUUUGUGUAAGCUAACCCAAGAAGUGUGUGAAAACGGAGAGGUGUUGGAAAAACUAAAAAUGAACGCUGUCUGAGCCCUAUUUAGUUAGACUGUACGUAUGAUGAACCCAUUCUGUAUGAGAGACGGCUGUCUGUGACAAAUAUCAUGUGUGGAUAUGUGUGUGUGACUCUGUGUGUUUUACAGAAAAUAUCAAGAAAAAAAGUAUGUUGAAAUUUCAAGCUAAAAAAAAAAAGAAGUAAGAAAGCGAGACAAUUUGAAGGAUGAAACUUCUUGCCUCUGCUGUAUCUCCUUCCGUGUGGUGAAUGUUACAUGUAUUAGUUUUGUUUCUGGUAAGAAGCUUUGUCCUGUAAGGAAAAAAACAUGAAAGCUAAAACAAAAAGAAAGAAAAAAAUAUAAAAACUGGUCUUCCACGGGAUUGGGGAUUGGCUUCCGGUUGUCAUAACAAUGACCUCACCUGUCUGUCUUCCGCUCGCCCUUUGACCCUGGCCUGGGCAUCCUAACACUUUCAAAGCUUUGGAUUGUGAAUUGUACCAGUAAAUAAAUACUUUUUUCUCUACUAUCACAUUAAGAAGUGCUCUUUGGCGAGCAGAAUGACUCUUUAUAUCUCUGGGUCGCUUGGCUUCCAUUCGUAGGGAGCCCGGUUGGUCCUCACUGGACCGACUGGCCGAUACGGUCCGACCGCAGUCGGUCAUAGCUGUGCUUGUUCCCUCUGUGGGAGCCUAACCAGUGCAAAAGCACCUUUUUUUUAACGAGGGGUGGACCCUCCACCCUUUUAUUUUUUUUGGACUAAAAAACAGUAAAAUACUGCAUUCUACUGAGGGUGGAUUGAGACAGUUGGACAGUUGAAUGAUUGUUUGACAUUAAGAGGAGGAGGAAGAUGAUGAUUAUGGAAUGGUACAUUAUUUGGGGGUGGUUGUGAGAGGAAGAGUUGAGGUUUUAUCAAACUUCUGAUUGAUGUCAGUUACUGAAACCUUUUAUAUAAAAAAAAUGAUGAAAUAUCAAAGAAAAAAAUAAAAUAUGUCCUUGAA